Molecule: messenger RNA, 3968 nt
Organism: Budorcas taxicolor (takin)
Lineage: Eukaryota; Metazoa; Chordata; Mammalia; Artiodactyla; Bovidae
Gene: RAPH1
Product: Ras association (RalGDS/AF-6) and pleckstrin homology domains 1
Exons: 14
Coding region: 121-3921 (1266 amino acids)
Biological process (GO): signal transduction
Cellular component (GO): cytosol; plasma membrane
Source: RefSeq, a predicted model, not a curated record
GGGCGCUCGCGGCGUCUCCAGGGAAGGAGCGCCGCGCCUGAGAAGGAGGAGGCGGCAGCGGCUGCCCAGCCCGGGGCCGAUCCGGAGCCGUGCCCGCCGGAGGACCGAGCCGUUGCCGCGAUGGAGCAGCUGUCGGAUGAGGAGAUUGACCAUGGUGCUGAAGAAGACAGUGACAAGGAAGACCAGGACCUAGAUAGAAUGUUUGGAGCCUGGCUAGGGGAGCUAGACAAACUCACUCAGAGUUUGGAUUCUGACAAGCCCACGGAACCAAUAAAAAGAUCUCCUCUUCGCCAGGAAACAAACAUGGCCAAUUUUUCUUAUCGCUUCUCCAUAUACAACUUGAAUGAAGCUCUGAAUCAGGGAGAAACUGUGGAUCUGGAUGCCCUAAUGGCCGAUCUUUGCUCAAUAGAGCAGGAGCUCAGCAGUAUCGGUGCUGGAAAUACUAAGCGUCAAAUCACAGAAACAAAGGCCACGCAGAAGUUACCCGCUAGCCGACAUACAUCAAAACAUGGCACCUUGAAAGGACUGUCUUCUUCGUCCAAUAGGAUAACUAAACCGUCUCAUGCCAACUACUCCCUGGAUGACAUCACUGCACAGUUAGAACAGGCCUCCUUGAGCAUGGAUGAGGCUGCUCAGCAGUCUGUACUAGAAGAUACCAAGCCGUUAGUAACUAAUCAGCACAGGAGAACAGCGUCAGCGGGCACAGUGAGUGAUGCCGAAGUACGCUCUAUUAGUAACUCCUCUCGUUCAAGCAUCACCUCUGCGACCUCCAGCAUGGACUCUUUGGAUAUUGAUAAAGUAGCACGCCCUCAAGAACUGGAUUUGACACAUCAGGGGCAGCCAAUUACUGAGGAAGAACAGGCAGCAAAAUUGAAAGCUGAGAAGAUCAGAGUUGCCCUAGAGAAAAUUAAAGAGGCACAAGUGAAAAAGCUGGUGAUUAGAGUCCACAUGUCUGAUGAUAGUUCUAAAACAAUGAUGGUGGAUGAGAGGCAGACAGUGAGACAAGUGCUGGAUAACCUGAUGGACAAAUCCCACUGCGGUUAUAGUUUAGACUGGUCUCUGGUGGAAACCAUCUCUGAGUUACAGAUGGAGAGAAUCUUUGAAGAUCAUGAAAACUUGGUUGAAAAUCUUCUUAAUUGGACAAGAGAUAGCCAAAACAAGCUUAUAUUUAUGGAGCGUAUAGAAAAAUACGCACUUUUCAAAAAUCCACAGAAUUACCUUCUGGGGAAAAAGGAAACAGCUGAGAUGGCAGAUAGAAACAAAGAAGUGCUGUUGGAGGAGUGUUUUUGUGGAAGUUCUGUAACUGUACCAGAAAUUGAGGGAGUCCUUUGGUUGAAAGAUGAUGGCAAGAAGUCCUGGAAAAAGCGUUAUUUCCUCUUGCGAGCAUCUGGUAUCUACUAUGUCCCUAAAGGAAAAGCAAAGGUCUCUCGGGACCUGGUGUGCUUUCUUCAGCUGGAUCAUGUAAACGUCUACUAUGGACAGGACUAUCGGAACAAAUACAAAGCUCCUACAGACUAUUGUCUGGUGCUCAAGCAUCCGCAGAUCCAGAAGAAAUCUCAGUACAUCAAAUACCUUUGCUGUGAUGACAUGAGGACCCUGCACCAGUGGGUCAAUGGUAUCCGCAUCGCAAAGUACGGGAAGCAGCUCUACGUGAACUAUCAGGAAGCUUUGAAGAGGACAGAACCGGCUUACGAUUGGACUUCCUUAUCCAGCUCCAGCAUUAAAUCAGGAUCUAGCUCCUCCAGCAUCCCAGAAUCUCAGUCCAAUCACUCCAAUCAGUCUGACAGUGGAGUGUCUGACACCCAGCCGGCAGGACACGUCCGUUCCCAGAGCAUGGUGAGCUCCAUCUUCUCUGAGGCCUGGAAGCGAGGCACGCAGCUGGAAGAGUCCAGCAAGGCCAGAAUGGAGUCUGUGAAUCGACCCUACACUUCACUCAUUCCCCCUUUAUCCCCACAGCCCAAGCUAGUCACCCCCUACACGGCCUCACAGCCUUCACCACCCCUCCCGCCCCCGCCCCCACCCCCUCCGCCUCCCCCGCCCCCUCCGCCUCCCCCGCCCCCGCCCCUGCCCAGCCAGUCCGCCCCGUCUGCGGGCUCCGCAGCCACAAUGUUUGUCAAGUACAGCACAAUAACCAGGCUGCAGAACGCCUCUCAGCAUUCGGGAGCCCUGUUUAAGCCUCCCCCCGCAUCAGGGAUGCAGCCCUCGACCUCACUGUCAGUGAAGCCUCAGAUUCUGGUACCCCCCAAUGGAGUGGUGCCUCCCCCGCCACCCCCGCCCCCGCCCCCCACUCCCGGCUCUGCUAUGGCCCAGCUGAAGCCCGCCCCCUGCACCCCGUCCCUGCCGCAGUUCAGUCCCCCACCUCCUCCACUGAAGAUUCAUCACAUCCAACAUGGUACGCAGACAGCUCCUCCAGCGCCCCCACCUCCUCCUCCCGUCCCUGCCCCCGUCCCUCCCCAGGCCCCCCCCAAGCCCCUUGUGACCUUGCCCCCCCCAGCGAGCACCAAGACUGUGCCACCCGCAGUGACACAGUCGUUGCCACCCACACCUACUCCGCCAGUCCCCCCAGUAAAAAAGCAGCCGGUUCUUCCUGUGUCUCACGUUCCACCCUCUCCCCCUGUUCCUCCGGGUCCGGUGCCCCCGCCCACGCUACCCAAGCAGCAGAGCUUCAGUGUAAAACCACCCCCCUCGCCCCUGUCCCCCGCGCCCUCCGUGGUGAAGCAGAUAGCCAGCCAGUUCCCCCCACCUCCAGCCCCACCUCCCGCCGAGGGGCCGCCCUUAAAGCCUGCCUCGGUCAGCCUCGCCCCACAGUCCCCCCCUGCCGUGAAAGCAAAGCCCAAGUGGCAGCCCAGCUCCGUCCCUGUCCCUUCUCCGGACUUCCCCCCUCCUCCCCCAGAGAGCAGCCUGGUGUUUCCUCCUCCGCCGCCACCACCACCCACCCCGGCCCCGCAGCCACCGCCGCCACCGCCACCACCGCCGCCAGCCACACCCACAGCGGCUCCUGCCCCCACCCCCGACAAAAGCAGCUCUCCCGGCAAAAAGAGCAGUAAAACCUGCAGCCCCGGGGGAAAGAAACCGCCCCCGACCCCGCAGCGCAACUCCAGCAUUAAGUCCAGCAGCUGUGCAGAGCACCCUGAGCCCAAGAAACCCUCAGUGGACAGUCUAAUCAGCAAGUUCGCAUCGCCAGCCGAACCCUCGGGGUCUCCUGGCAAGGAGACCCCACCACCUCCAGCAGCGCCCCCCAAGCCAGGAAAACUCCAUCUUUCCGGAGUUAACCUUCCCGGGGUGCUCCAGCAAGGAUGCCUGUCCGCGAAGGUGGCUGCGCUGAGUGGGCGCGGCAAAGACUCGGCGGUGGAGUUCCCUUCUCCUCCGUCCGAUUCUGACUUCCCACCCCCUCCGCCGGAAACCGAGCUUCCUCUGCCCCCCAUCGACAUCCCAGCAGUGUUCUCAGGAAGCACCUCUCCAAAAGUGGCCGUUGUUAACCCGCAGCCGCAGCUCUGGUCCAAAACGUCGGUGAAGAAGGCCCCUCCGCCCACACGACCCAAACGGAACGAUAGCACCCGCCUCACUCAAGCCGAGAUCUCGGAGCAGCCAGCCACGGCCGCAGUCGUGCCGCAAGUGCCCACCUCGCCCAAAUCCAGCCUUAGUGUCCAGCCUGGCUUCCUGGCUGACCUCAACAGGACACUGCAGCGCAAGUCCAUCACCCGGCACGGCUCGCUCUCCUCCUCCCGCGUGUCUAGAGCGGAACCCACAGCCACCAUGGAUGACAUGGCAUUGCCCCCGCCACCCCCUGAACUGCUUUCUGAGCAGCAGAAAGCCGCUUACGGAGGCAGUCAUAUAUCAGGCUAUGCAACGUUGCGGAGAGGACCGCCUCCCGCUCCCCCCAAGAGAGACCAGAACACCAAGCUCUCAAGAGAUUGGUAGCUACCUUAGGAUUUUAUUUUCAUGCAAUGUGUAAUCAGUUCUACAAU